Messenger RNA from Helianthus annuus (common sunflower), 648 nucleotides. RefSeq lists its product as uncharacterized. The coding region runs from base 99 to 476 and encodes 125 amino acids. Lineage: Eukaryota; Viridiplantae; Streptophyta; Magnoliopsida; Asterales; Asteraceae. The record is from RefSeq and is a predicted model, not a curated record. The transcript has a single exon.
CUCUCACUCCCAUUUCCCACACUGAAACCCCCUCUCUCUCUCUCUCUCUCUCUAACCACCACCACUUUCUCUCUCUAACCCUAUCCUCACCAACCACCAUGAACCGCCGCAUCCGCCACCAAUCCACCACCACCAACUCCAACCACCACUACCUCCGCUUCCUCAAGCCCGGCGCACUCGCUCAACUCCGUGACUCCAAAAUCAUCGCCAGAUCUCAUCAUCUCCGGUCACCGGUCUCUCAGAUCUCUCUCCACCGUGUUACACCGUCGUCACCUCCUUCUUCUCCAUCGCGAGAAGUUGCCGGAGCUUUAACAACAAUUAGCGACGGUGAAUUACCGUUUUUAACGCCGAGAUCUUAUGCGCCUCGUUGUGUGCAACGGAAGAAGCUAAUGGCGGUUAGAUCGAUGUGUUAUUUGAGUCAUGGUUCGAGUAGUUUGAGUUCUGAUGCUUCAGUGACAGUUAUUGAUGUUUUGUAGUAAUGGUUUUGUUGAAUAAUUUGUAAAAGAGAAGAAGAAUUUUGAUGUAGAUUAGCUUGUGGUGGUGGUUUGCUAUCAGAUUAUGAGUUCUGGUUGUGAAAAUUGUGGGGGUUAGGGUUUGGGAUAUAAUAAAUGAAGCUAUUUACUGUUGAAUUGAUUUGCCUUUGUUAAA